AUUCGUAGGGAUUCGUGUUUUUUUCUAUCGCUCCUUUUCCAUAAUAACCUCACUCAACCCGCCGAAGGGCUACACGUCCAUCGCUGGAAUGUCGUCCUCUGUUGAUAAGAAGAACGGCAUCACCCAGGCGGAGGUCCUGGACGCAAGUAAGGACAACAUCGGCAUCUUAAACAAGAAAGUCGGCGCAAUCCUCGAUGCCCUUGACCUCGUCGCUAGAUCACGAACCCAAGAGUAUGUACAGGCCGAGGCAGUCCGUCGAGCACGAUAUUCCCUCCGACGUGCCUCCUUGUCAACAUCGUCUUCCGUUGACGAUGUACGCCCCGUGAAUGCCCCUGUCUCAUACAUAUGGCCGGAAGACGCACGGCGUGCGUUCAUUAUGCUUCGCAAAGGUAUGCCGCUCGCUCAGCUCCAAGCCAAGGCAAGGAAACAGCAUGCCGAGAUAUCAAAGUGGCUUGCAUGGGCCAAAGAUAUACCGACGGAACGUCGCCAAGUGCCUGAGGAAACACUCGUCACACAAAUAUCCCGAGAGCUACACAUGACAACGGUCUACGUGGCGAUUCUACAACUCGUUGAUUACCGUAUGCGAGACAACCUCUCGGCGCUGAAAUUCCCUGGUCUGCGCUGGUGCUCUCGUCUCCGCGGAACCCAACUCUUGUCGGCGCUGAAGGUCUUGGCUACUUUAGAGCUGCCCCUGACUUUCUGCUAUGACGGAAUCGAUGAAGACUGUAAGCUGAUGCAGGAUAUCGUCCUGGCGCGAGACGAGAUGGGCGAGUGGAUGCGUCUCUGGCGGUCUCAUCAUCCCGCGAAGGGAUUGGACAAGAAAAGCGAGGACGAGGAGCCUGAUCAACACGUAAAGAGUGAGGAUACGGACACGUGACGGCCCGGGUGAAGACUAUCAUCGGUGAACGAUAGGCUACUGUCGGAGUCAUGAUAUUUUGUCAGGACGGGUCUGCUGUGACCAUCAGCGCAGAUGUCGUCUGAAGCAAAGCAUAAUUUUAGGGUUGUUUUUGGUCGACUUGGGGCAAAGUCAUAGGGUUGCAUUGUUAUAAUUCCCCUCGGAGCAAAUAAUUAUUGGUUGCAGAGGGGGCUUUGCAACAAUCAUGUCAGAACCUAGGUAGAUAAAGGUGUUCACAGGUUUCAAUCAUCAUGACAAAUGAGCCCGGGGCACACGCAAUGUCAUGUGUGAAGCGCCGUGUGUUGGUUGGAGAAUGAGAUGUCAUGUUGUCCGAAGCUCGAAUUUACCGC
This is a messenger RNA of Dissoconium aciculare CBS 342.82, 1245 nucleotides long. RefSeq lists its product as uncharacterized. The record is from RefSeq and is a predicted model, not a curated record. The transcript has a single exon. The coding region runs from base 89 to 877 and encodes 262 amino acids. Lineage: Eukaryota; Fungi; Ascomycota; Dothideomycetes; Mycosphaerellales; Dissoconiaceae.